CUUUCUCUUCCAGCAGAGCCGUACAGCGUGGUAUCGGGUGCUGGAACAACCAGCAAUGUGGUGGUUCAAGGUUUGUGCCUGGCAAUAUAAAGACGUGGGAACUGCCGGCAAAGCUGCUUAGGAUUGUGUUGAAAAUGCUGGGAGAGAAAAAGCAAUUAAUGGUGAAAAGAGAUCUCUACGCUGACCCCACGUUUCCGGCCAGUGAUACCUCUAUAUUUUUUGAUUAUUGUACCCCACUUGCCCAGUUCAGAGGCGAGAUAUCUUGGUUGAGACCGAAGGACAUUUGUUCUUCUCCUCGGUUAUUUUCAAACAACGUGCAGGACGUGCAAGUGAAACAAGGAAUUUUGGGAGACUGUUGGUUCCUGUGUGCCUGUGUGGCUUUGCAGAAGAGUAAAUACCUACUGAACAAGGUGAUCCCUCCAGGUCAGCCCAGCUGGACAGAUGAGUCCUACCAAGGCUGUUUCACCUGUCGGGUCUGGCAGUUUGGGCACUGGGUGGAAGUGACCAUCGACGAUCGCCUGCCUUGCCUUGGGGGUAAACUCUGCUUUUCCCAGUGUCAGACAGAGGAUUUGUUUUGGCUUCCACUCUUGGAAAAAGCUUAUGCAAAAGUGCAUGGAUCUUAUGAGCAGUUGUGGGCAGGACAGGUGGCUGAUGCUUUGGUUGAUCUGACUGGAGGAAUUGCUGAAAGAUGGACCCUGAAAGACCCUGGAAAAAACAUGGAGAAAGAGAAGACUGGCAUGGUUUUGGAGAAAGCAGUGUUUAGAAGAUUAAUGAAUCUGAAGGAACAGUGUGUAAUAAGCUGCUCAGUCCUCAAUUCCAGACAAGGUGCAAGUGAACUAGGAGAAUUUCAUGCCUUUAUUGUGAUAGAUACAUUGAAUCUUUUUGAAGUGUCAGGCAAGGAGAUCUUCUUGCUACGAAUUCGAAAUCCUUGGGGGAGGCGGUGCUGGAAAGGGCCCUGGUGUGAGGGUGGGCAAGGAUGGAACCAGUUAGAUCCAGUAGUUGCUUCAGAACUGCUCUCACAGAUCCAAGAGGGAGAAUUCUGGGUUGAUGAAGAGGAAUUUUUCAGGGAAUUUGAUGAGAUUACCAUGGGCUUUCCAGUCAAUGAGGAAGGACGACUUCAGAGCCUCUAUACAGAGAAAGUGCUGUAUCACUCGCAGAAUCUUUUUGGAUCCUGGGUGAGAGGCCAGUCUGCUGGUGGCUGCCGUAACAACAGCAGCUUCCCUACCAACCCCAAGUUCUGGCUGAGAGUCUGUGAAACAAGUGAGGUGUGCAUUGCUCUGCUGCAGAAACACAGGAAAUACAGCACUGACUGGGCUGGAAGGAUUCAAAAUCCAACUCAUUUAGCAGAGGAAAAUCCAUCUUUGACUGAAGGCAUACAGGGGAAGAACUACCAGGCUGUGGGAUUGCAUGUCUGGAAGGUGGAGAAGAAACGAUUUAACCUUCCAAAGACCCUCUCUGCUCCUCCAGUUGUAGGUACCAUCUGCCAUUCCUACGAUAGAGAAGUCCAUGUGUGCUGUGACCUUUCGCCUGGCUUUUAUCUUGUUGUUCCCAGCACUUUUCUGAAGGAUGCAGUAGGGAAUUUCUUGCUUCGUGUAUUUUCAACGGGAAGGAUCUCUCUCAGUGAACUAAAGCCACCACCCACAGAUGCUGCUCUCUGCGAAGAACUCCCAGCUGGUGAAUGGGAGACAGUGCAGCUGCAUGGAUGCUGGAAAAAUGGGCAAAGUGCUGGAGGUAGCAGGAACUUCCCCUCCUUCCAUACCAAUCCCUGCUUUCCCCUCUCCAUUCCUGCAGGACCAGGAAAAAGCAGUGUGAAAGUUACCCUCCGUCAGCACUGCCAGGAUAGCAAGUGUCGUCCAAUAGGUUUCCAUAUUUUCCAGGUGCCUAACAGCAGCUGGAAACCACAAACUACUUCUUUUCUCCACCUGGAGCCACUGGUGAGCUGUGUUCCUCAUUGCUAUUCACAGGAAGUGAGCCGACUCUGCAGGCUUCCUGCAGGACGCUAUGUCAUUAUACCUUCUACGUACUUGCCCAAUACAGAAGGCAAUUUUACAGUGGUCAUAGCAACCAAAAUAGACAGGAAGCGCAUUCAAAGCCAGGAGACACUUGGACAAGUAUUGCAAGAGGUUUCCUUUACAACUGUGAUGAAAAGGUAACCUGGAAUUCUCACACUGUCAUUUCAAGAAACAUCGGAAAGCCAAGGGAUGCCUCACCUCUUGCUGUUCUUGGUUUUAAAUGAAAUAACAGGAAGAUGCCCUUAGCCCAGCUGUUUUUCACUGGUACCAGCUGUCAGGCCUAAGAUGACUUCUUAGUAAAAAUACCUCCUUUAAUCAUGUACACUCUGAAUAUUUGUUCUUCCCCUGUUUUUAGAACGAGAAUUGUACAGCAAAUUAUAACGUACCUCAGUUCUUCAGAAAUACAGGUGAAGAAUAUGUGCAUGUUUUGACCCAAGCUACAGUUUUGGAAGAAACACAUGUGCAAUGCCAGGUUGGAUGGAGCCCUGAGCAACCUGGUCUGGUGGAAGGUUUGAACAAGAUGAUGUUUAAGGUCCCCUGCAACUACAACCAUUCUAUGAUUACAAAGUAGUAUUUUGUGGAAAAAAGUUAUCAGCCUGACAGAAUAAAUUCAGGUGACUAAAGGGGUAAACAUGGAGAAAAAACUGGAGUCUUUUUUUCAGGUAGGACAUACCUCAAGAACCAUCAAAAUACACUGGAGUAAAGAAAGUCCAGGCUUGUAUCUGACACUGCCAGUCCUGCUGCUGAGCACUUUACCUCGGGCCCUUUAUGGAACCAUGCAAAUGGUGUGUUGAAAGGAGAGAUUUUUUUGGUGAGUUUUUCUUUAAUGAGCACCAGAAAGGAAGAAGAUAGGACUUGAAAACUUUUGAACUAUCCUGUCAGACUGCUUUUGUAAAUCUGUAAGGAUGUGUUUUAUGCAAGAUCUGCCCUCACUGUAAGAAAUAUCAAGUUUAAGAGAUUUUUCUUAAUUUAUGAUUGAAAGUAUUUCUUAUUCAAGCAGGAUUUUUUAAAUGUUAUAUUUUCCUCAAUAAAAAUAAAGUAAAAUGGCUUUUAUUAAAAUGUCAGUGAUGUUGAGUUUGCAUUUGUUCUGCGGUAGCAAACUUUACAAUGUGUUAGAAACCUGGAGUGUUCACCAAAUGGAAGGGAAUAUGUUUAUAAAUAUUGAAAAUUGGAAAUAUUUGAGAGGAGAAUCAAGUCUUCCAUUAGUUUUAUGUGUGAGAAAUAUGUAAUAUUCUACUUCCGCUUUUGACUAUAUCCUGCCAUAAUUUAUGCUGGCUCCUGUUGAACUUUGAAAACUGAAAGCUUUUAGGAUGCUUGCAGCUGAAUUUUAAAUGCUCAAAACCUUCCACAUCUGUUUAUGUGGAGAAAGAAGAAAACACCCUGAGUAAUAAAUCAGUACCGUACAUGCUUUAACAAAUGUUGACAUUUUCAUUUAUUUUCUUGAAAGGCUGGUCCUUUUCACAUAGGAAAUUAUUGGAUCAUACCAUAGUAUUUAUAAACAGAAGAAGGAAUGUUUCAUGAAAGCACAGGGACUCGAGUUGUGAUAACAUAGGAAUUGGAUACUGAGGAAGUAAAAACAGGUGUAAGGAUUUCUAAAUGGACCGUGGUAAUGAGAGGCCCCAUUCUGGAGUCAUCUGUGCCUGUGUGAAGUUUAUGCUACACUACAUAAUGCUUAUUAGGAGUGUGAAAGGAAAAGGAGUCAACAACUAAGUGUGUGUCCUCUGUUACCUUCUGCAAGAAGAUGUAAGAAAAGACCUGUGAACUCAGAGGAGUAACAGCUUACUGAAAAUUUUAAGAGUGUGAUACCUGACAGAGCACAUAUGCAGGAAACUGCUUGAUACAGUUCACUUCUCUAAAAUCCUACAUCUAAUUCAUUGCUACUGUGAGUGUGAAAAUACAUUUUUUUUCUGAAAUGUAUUAUUGUGUACUUGUAUAUGCCUAAGACACAAUUAUAUGAGCUCUGGCAAACUUAUUUAAAAAAGUUGAGUAUUCGAGGUCAGACCUCCUGAACAAGAACACUUGAUUAAUUUGCUGUACUGAGCUACCUAUAUUUGAAUGCAAUUGAGAUAGUGGUGUGUAUUUUUAAAGGAUCUGCAGUUAUUGACAGGUUGAAGUCCCUCUGCAUUGUAGUAUGUUGCAGACUAGCGUGGAAUAGCACAGAGUUUAUAUGGAUGAGGCUGCAGUAUUGCACCCAAAACAUACUCUGAACUGAUUUCCUUUACUCCCUCAGGGAGCUGGAAUGUAAAUGCCCGAAGGAGGUUGGUAAAGAAGAUGAACAGUUCAAUUCGUGCCAUCUGUUCCCCCAAACAUACACGGUGCCCUGCAGACAGAAAACAUAAAGAGUUAGUUGUAUAAAGUUCUGUAAAAGGACUUCACACAAAAUUCUACUGAGUUCCAUAAAUUCUUUUUCCUCUCUAAGGGCAGAAGAUGCUUUUGGAGGUGGGGGAAACAUUUAACUGAGAAACUCUGUGUCAGGUGUUUCAUUUGGUGUUUUAAUUGGUUUUGUUUGGGGUUUUUUUUCCACCCCUGGAGCAUGUAUAAGAUCCUCCCUUUUCAUUUUUGCUACUUGUUCUGUGAGAACCACAAAUUGCUUCUCUGUUAAGCGAGAUUUUAAAAAGUUUCAUAUACUUGAGAGUCUUAUCUUUGGUUGUUGAGGAGGGAGGGCUGGAGCAUUGCAAGAUGCAGUUCUGAAGCCAAGGAGAGGGAUGUAAUCAGGCUUUCUUCGACAGAAAUUCAGAAGGGUAUACUGGGUCCAUGUAGCCCACGAUCUCUAACGCUGUCAGGAACAGAUCUGUGAGCUAAGGGAGUGAAACGUACAGUGGCGUGUGUGGGGAUGUAUAGACUCAGUGACUCAUUUUGGCACGUUGUUUUCACAGUAUAUGUCAUGAUAUCUAUCUAUUCCAGACUAAAAAAAACCAAAAAACAGAUAUUCAGGAUAUAUAAAUACUCAAAUUAUGUAAACAGAAAACAACCAAGGCAAGUUAAAAAUGAAAUCUUCCUAUGCCUGGCUUGAAAUGGUAGUCCAAAUUAGGUGUCUUGAUUGAUGUGAACUACGGGUAUUUGGUGAGUGCAGGAGGUAAGAUGCUAUGUACCUGUUUUACAAAGAUGAAUUUAGGAUUUAUGGGCAAUUUAGGCACCUGAUGCUAGACUAUAACUGUAGGAUUUGGGAGGGCGAGGUUUGGUUUCCUGCUUUAUCAGACGUUUCUCUGUAUAUUUUGAAAAAUCGUAUGCUUUUAUCACUGGCCUUUCUGUCUAUAAGGUGAAAAUAAAUCAAUUUUCUGAUU
Molecule: messenger RNA, 5296 nt
Organism: Pipra filicauda (Wire-tailed manakin)
Lineage: Eukaryota; Metazoa; Chordata; Aves; Passeriformes; Pipridae
Gene: CAPN10
Product: calpain 10
Exons: 13
Coding region: 135-2153 (672 amino acids)
Biological process (GO): proteolysis
Cellular component (GO): cytoplasm
Molecular function (GO): calcium-dependent cysteine-type endopeptidase activity
Source: RefSeq, a predicted model, not a curated record